Molecule: messenger RNA, 1956 nt
Organism: Sciurus carolinensis (gray squirrel)
Lineage: Eukaryota; Metazoa; Chordata; Mammalia; Rodentia; Sciuridae
Product: DNA polymerase iota-like
Biological process (GO): translesion synthesis
Molecular function (GO): DNA-directed DNA polymerase activity; damaged DNA binding
Source: RefSeq, a predicted model, not a curated record
UAUGCACAAGUAGAAAUGAUCUCAAACCCCGAAUUAAAGGACAAACCUUUAGGUGUACAGCAGAAAUAUUUGGUGGUUACUUGCAACUAUGGCAGGAAAUUUAGAAUUAGGAAACUUAUGAAUGUCAGAGAUGCAAAAGAAAAAUGUCCACAACUGGUAUUGGUUAAUGGAGAAGACUUGACAUGUUACAGGGAGAUGUCUUAUAUGGUUACAGAAAUAGUUGAGAAGAAACUCCAGCAGCUUCAAAGUGAUGAACUUUCUGCAGUGACUGUCGGUCAUGUAAACAAUAAUCAGUCCAUAAACCUGCAUGACAUCAUGCACAUCAGACUGCUAGUUGGAUCUCAGAUUGCAGCAGAGAUGCGGGAAGCCAUGUAUAAUCAGUUGGGGUUCACUGGAUGCACUGGAGUGGCUUGUAAUAAACUACUGGCAAAAUUAGUUUCUGGUGUUUUUAAAACAAAUCAACAAACAAUCUUGUUACCUGAAAGUUGUCAAGAUCUCAUUCAUAGUUUGAACCAUGUUAAGGAAAUGCCUGGUAUUGGCUAUAAAACUGCCAAACGUCUUGAAGCACUGGGAAUCAGUAGUGUGCAUGAUCUCCAAACCUUUUCAUCUAAAAUAUUGGAAAAGGAAUUAGGAAUUUCAGUUGCUCAGUGGAUCCAGAAGCUCAGUUUUGGAGAGGAUAACUCUCCUGUGACAUCUUCAGGACCACCUCAGUCCUUUAGUGAAGAAGAUUCAUUUAAAAAAUGUUCAUCAGAAGUCGAAGCUAAAAAAAAGAUUGAAGAACUACUUGCUAGCCUUUUGAAGAGAAUAUCCCAAGAUGGAAGGAAACCCCAUACUAUAAGAUUAGUAAUCUGUCAGUAUUCAUCAGAGAAGUAUUAUUGUCAUGAGAGUGGUCAGUGCCCUAUUCCAUCUCAUGUAAUUCAGAAGUUAGGGGCAGGAAAUUAUGAUGUGAUGACCCCAAUGGUUGAUAUACUUAUAAAACUUUUUCGAAAUAUAGUGAAUGUGAAAAUGCCAUUUCACCUUACCCUUUUAAGUGUGUGCUUCUGCAACCUGAAAACACUAAAUACCACUGAGAAAGGGCCCAUGGAUUAUUAUUUAGCAUCAUCAUUAUCAACAAUGUCAUGCUCUGGCAAGCGCAGUUUUAAAAUAAAAGACAGUCAUAUGGAAGAUAUUUCCAAAGACAAAGAAACAAACUGGGAUUUUCUACCAAAUGCAAGAAUUGAAAGUAUAAGAACUGGUGAGUCUCCAAUAGAUACUUCAGAUUUCUCUAAAGAAAAAGACAAGAAUGAGUUUCCACUCUGUUCACUUCCUGAGGGUGUUGAUCAAGAAGUUUUCAAGCAGCUUCUAGUAGAUAUUCAGGAAGAAAUCCUUUCUGGAAGAUUUAGAGAAAAAUUUCAAGGGAAAGGAAAUUUAAGUUAUCCAUUACAUGCCUCCAAAGGAGUGUUAUCUUUCUUUUCUACAAAACAAUUGCAAGAUAGAUCCUUAAAUCCUAGAGAUAAUUUAUCCAAUAACAAGCAGAUACACUCUGUGUCUCCUUGUGAACCAGGAACAUCAGGCUUAAGUAGCAGUAGUUCCUCUUAUCUGUCUAGCCCCGAAGAUUAUUCAUAUUAUAUAGAUAAUCGAUUAAAAGAUGAACAAAUGAGUCAAGGACCUAAAGAAUCUGAAGGUUUCUACUUCUCCAAUACAAACCCUGCUGUUUCUGUUUUCCAUUCAUUUCCCAAUUUGCAUAGUGAUCAACUUUUUUCCAAAAACUGUGCUACAGAUAGUCAUAAGCAAAAAAUGGCAACAACUUCUUGUCAAGGACUCACAGAAAAUAAAGAAAAAGAUUCUGCUGAUGAGAUUAUUUUUCCAUCUGGCAUCGAUCCUCAAGUGUUCUAUGCACUUCCAGAAGAGGUACAAAAAGAACUGUUGGCUGAGUGGAGGAGACCUGGAUCAGAUUUCCACAUUGUACAUAAGUAA